This is a messenger RNA of Cuscuta europaea, 1014 nucleotides long. NCBI's taxonomy places the organism in Eukaryota, Viridiplantae, Streptophyta, Magnoliopsida, Solanales, Convolvulaceae. The record is from the annotation of a GenBank genome assembly.
GAAUUAGUUCGCGUAGGAAGGGGGGACGUAUUGGUUCACGUCAGAAUGCACGUAGAAUACCAAAAGGAGUAAUUCAUGUUCAAGCCAGUUUCCAUAAUACCAUAGUGACUGUUACAGAUGUACAGGGACGGGUAGUUUCUUGGUCCUCUGCCGGUACUUCUGGAUUCAAAGGAACCAGAAGAGGAACACCUUUCGCUGCUCAAACCGCGGUAAUAAAUGCUCUUCGUAAAGUAGUGAAUCGAGGUAUGCUACGAGCCGAAGUAUUUAUAAAAGGUCCCGGUCUCGGAAGAGAUGCAGUAUUACGAGCUAUUCAUAGAAGCGGUAUAUUAUUAACUUUUAUAAGGGAUGUAACCCCUAUGCCACACAAUGGCUGUAGACCCCCCCAAAAAACGACGUGUGUAGAAAUCAAAAGUGAACCUAUAUCAAGAGAAAUAGAAGAUUCACUAAUAUACUAAAUCAAAAUUUUUAUGGUUCGAGAGAAAGUAGCAGUAUCUACUCGGACACUACAGUGGAAAUGUGUUGAAUCAAGAAUAGACAGUAAACGCCUUUUUUAUGGCCGCUUUAUUCUAUCUCCACUUAUAAAAGGUCAAGCCGAUACAAUAGGAAUUGCGAUGCGAAGAGCUUUGCUGGGAGAAAUAGAAGGGACAUGUAUCACACGUGUAAAAUCUGAGAAAGCCUCGCAUGAGUAUUCUACCAUAGGGGGGAUUCAAGAAUCGGUACAUGAGAUUUUAAUGAAUUUGAAAGAAAUUGUAUUGAGGAGCAAUCUAUAUGAAAGUUGUGAUGCGUCUAUUUGUAUCAAGGGACCUCGACAUGUAACUGCCCAAGAUAUAAUAUUACCCCCCCAUGUACAAAUUGUUGAUAACACACAACAUAUAGCCUUGGUUGACGGAACCUAUUGAUUUUUUUAUUGGAUUAAAAAUAGAGAGAAAUCGCGGAUAUUUCAACAAAGUGGACCUUCACUUUGACGAUGGAAGUUAUCCUAUAGAUGCUCUCUUCAUGCCGGUUCAAAAUGCA